Messenger RNA from Rotaria sp. Silwood1, 627 nucleotides. Lineage: Eukaryota; Metazoa; Rotifera; Eurotatoria; Philodinida; Philodinidae. The record is from the annotation of a GenBank genome assembly.
AUGAGUUUCUUUCAACGUUUAUUUGGUAACUCAAAUAAAGAAGAUCCAAAUAAAAUAACAACACAUGGAGCUAUUCAAAAGUUAUCCGAUGUUGAAGAAACUCUUAAUAAAAAACAACAAUAUUUAGAAUCUCAAAUUGAGAUUGAAAAAGCUAAUGCAUUACUUAAUUCAAAACAAGGAAAUAAACGUGCAGCUUUAAUGGCUAUGAAACAAAAAAAAAAACAUGAAAAAGCUUUAAUUCAAAUAGAUGGAACUUUAACAACAUUAGAAAUUCAACGAGAAACAUUACAAAAUGCAUCUAGUACUAUGGAAAUUUUACAAGCUAUGAAACAAGGAGCUAAUGCUUUAGAAAAAGCUAAUCAACAUUUAAAUCCUGAUGAUAUUGAGAAGUUAAAAGAUAAAAUAGCUGAAGAACUAUAUAUUGCUGAAGGCAUUGCCACUGCAAUAUCAACACCACCAUCAGGAACUUCAGAUUUAUAUAAUGAUGCUGAUUUAGAAAGAGAAUUAAACGAAUUAGCUGAACAAGAUACCACGGAUACUUAUUCAUUACCAAAUGUACCCAUAACAAAUGAAGUUCCAUCAAAAAGUGAAUCAGUACGAAAACCUGAACCAUUAGUUUCAUCGUGA